This is a messenger RNA of Benincasa hispida (wax gourd), 1118 nucleotides long. RefSeq lists its product as uncharacterized. Lineage: Eukaryota; Viridiplantae; Streptophyta; Magnoliopsida; Cucurbitales; Cucurbitaceae. The record is from RefSeq and is a predicted model, not a curated record.
UGCAUUCUAGGCAAUAGCUUUUGUGUUUUGAGUUCCCAUGGAGAACCAUAGAGUACAAUACCUUGCUUUCUUUGCUUUCUUGGGUCUAGGGUUAGCUUCUGCAGCUAGAACCCUUAUUGCCUAUGAUGGCAAUGUCCAUGCCCCAGUGUUAGGCCAUGUUUCUAUUGGAUAUGGUGGUGGAGAAGGUGCUGGUGGUGGAUAUGGAGUUACCGUUGGAUAUGGCGGUGGUGGUGGAGGAGGGCGUGGAGGUGGAGGUGGCUCUACAGAUGGAGGUGUUGGAUAUGGAAGUGGUGGAGGUGAAGGAAGUGGCGCUGGAUAUGGAGGUGGAGAAGAACGUGGUUAUGGCAAUGGUGGUGGUGGUGGUGGAGGAGGAAGUGGCGGUGGAGGCGGUGUCGGUGUCGGAUAUGGCCCGGGCGGUGGUUAUGGAAAUGGAGGUGGAGCUGGGUCUGGUGGUGGUUAUGGUAAUGGGGGAUCAGGUUACGGAGGUGGCGGUGGUGGUGGAAAUGGAGGCGGUGGUGGUUAUGGCGCUGGAGGAGCAAACGGAGGUGGAUAUGGAAGUGGUGGAGGACAAGGAGGAGGCUCAGGAAGUGGAGCAGGAGGGCAUGGAGGUGGUGGAGGAGGCGGCUCUGGAGGUGGCUAUGGUGGUGGAGGAGAAAAUGGUGGUGGAUAUGGAAGUGGUGGAGGACAAGGAGGUGGCUCAGGAAGUGGAGCAGGAGGGCGUGGAGGUGGCGGAGGAGGUGGCUCCGGUGGCGGCUAUGGUGGUGGAGGUGCCCAAGGAGGAGGGUAUGGAGCUGGCGGAGGGAGUGGAGAGGGCGGUGGAUAUGGUGGUGGAUAUGCACCUUGAUCAAAAUUAUCCCUAUCGAGUUCUAUAUAUACCUCAACAAAAAGAAAGUAAGAAGAAGAAAGCUAAGGUAAACAAGGACUAUUGAUUAUAUUUUAUGAUCUUAAUAAACUAAGUUUACUAUUGUGAUUAUUGAAGAAUGGGAAAUUAGGGACCCUUGUUUGAUUUGAAAACCUUUCCUUAAAUAUGCAAUAUGAUUGUGUGAUUUAUGACUUUUCAAUUCAUUUGUGUUACUUAAAUAUAUGCAAAUAUGAGAGAAACAUGAUUGAAUUUUCAA